Molecule: messenger RNA, 2908 nt
Organism: Callithrix jacchus (white-tufted-ear marmoset)
Lineage: Eukaryota; Metazoa; Chordata; Mammalia; Primates; Cebidae
Product: protocadherin beta-17
Biological process (GO): homophilic cell-cell adhesion
Cellular component (GO): plasma membrane
Molecular function (GO): calcium ion binding
Source: RefSeq, a predicted model, not a curated record
AUGAUGGAGACGCGGCUCCCCAAAGCGCCAGAGAAAAGGCAAGUGACUGCCAUUUUUUUCUUAUUACUACUGUGGGAGGCGGGCAGCGCUACCAUUAACUAUUCAGUCCUAGAAGAGAGGGACAGCGGCUCUUUUGUGGCCAACCUAGCAAAAGAUCUGGGGCUGGGUGUAGGGGAGCUGGCCGAGAGGGGCGCCCGGAUUCUUUCCAAAGGAAACAAACAGUAUUUGCAGCUCGAACGGAAGAGUGGGAAUUUGCUCCUGAAAGAAAAAUUGGACAGGGAGGAGUUGUGCGGUGACACAGAUCCAUGUAUACUGCAUUUCCAGGUGUUACUGAAAAAUCCGGUACAGUUUAUUCAAGGUGAACUACAGCUCCAAGAUGUAAAUGACCAUGCCCCAGAAUUCUUGGAAAAUGAAAUACUCCUGAAAAUCUCUGAAGGCAGCCAUCCAGGGACUUCAUUUCCUUUGAAAAUAGCUCAAGAUUUGGACGUAGGUAGCAACACAGUUCAGAACUACACAAUUAGCACCAACUCCUAUUUCCACCUUUUCACUCGCAAUCACAGCGACGGCAAGAAAUACCCAGAGCUAGUGCUGGACCAAGCGCUGGACCGCGAGGAGCAGCCCCAGCUCAGGUUAACCCUCACAGCGCUGGAUGGUGGGUCACCGCCCAGAACUGGGACUUCCCAGGUUCUCAUAGUGAUUGUAGAUAUCAAUGACAACGCCCCUGAAUUUGCUCAGCGGCUCUAUGAGGUGCAGGUCCCAGAGAACACCCCUAUAGGUUCCCUUGUCGUUACUGUCUCUGCUACAGAUUUAGAUGCUGGGACCCACGGGGAGCUCUCCUACUCAUUUUUCCAAUACUCAAAUCAAAUCAUUCAGGCUUUUGAAAUAAACUCAAUCACAGGAGAAAUUAGAUUAAAAAAGGUGUUGGAUUUUGAGGAAAUUCAAUCGUACCAUGUGGAAGUUGAGGCCUCAGACGGCGGGGGUCUUUCAGAAAAAUGCACCGUAGUCAUAGAAGUGAUGGAUAUAAACGACAACGCCCCGGAACUGACCAUGUCCUUACUCAUCAGUGAUAUUCCAGAAAACUCCCCAGAAACUGUGGUCGCUGUUUUCGGAAUUUCGGAUCCGGACUCCGGGAACAACGGAAAAAUAAUGUGUUCCAUCCAAGACCAUCAUCCUUUCCUUCUAAAACCUACCGUAGAAAAUUUCUACACCUUGUUAACAGAAGGAGCACUAGACAGAGAGCGCAGGGCCGAGUACAACAUCACCAUCACUGUCACAGACUUGGGGACACCCAGGCUGAAAACCGAGCACAGCAUAACCGUGCGGGUCUCCGACGUCAAUGACAACGCCCCCGCCUUCACUCAAACCUCCUACACCCUCUUCGUCCGCGAGAACAACAGCCCCGCCCUGCACAUCGGCACCGUCAGCGCCACAGACAGAGACUCAGGCACCAACGCCCAGGUCACCUACUCGCUGCUGCCGCCCCAGGACCCGCACCUGGCCCUCGCCUACCUGGUCUCCAUCAACGCGGACAACGGACACCUGUUCGCCCUCCGGUCGCUGGACUACGAGGCCCUGCAGGCGUUCGAGUUCCGCGUGGGCGCCACAGACCGCGGCUCCCCGGCGCUGAGCAGCGAGGCGCUGGUGCGCGUGCUGGUGCUGGACGCCAACGACAACUCGCCCUUCGUGCUGUACCCGCUGCAGAACGGCUCCGCGCCCUGCACCGAGCUGGUGCCCCGGGUGGCCGAGCCGGGCUACCUGGUGACCAAGGUGGUGGCGGUGGACGGCGACUCGGGCCAGAACGCCUGGCUGUCGUUCCAGCUGCUCAAGGCCACGGAGCCCGGGCUGUUCGGCGUGUGGGCGCACAAUGGCGAGGUGCGCACCGCCAGGCUGCUGAGCGAGCGCGACGCGGCCAAGCACAGGCUGCUGGUGCUGGUCAAGGACAAUGGCGAGCCUUCGCGCUCGGCCACCGCCACGCUGCACGUGCUCCUGGUGGACGGCUUCUCCCAGCCCUACCUGCCGCUCCCGGAGGCGGCCCCGGCCCAGGCCCAGGCCGACUCGCUCACCGUCUACCUGGUGGUGGCGUUGGCCUCGGUGUCGUCGCUCUUCCUGUUCUCGGUGCUCCUGUUCGUGGCGGUGCGGCUGUGCAGGAGGAGCAGGGCGGCCUCUGUGGGUGGCUGCUCGGUGACCGAGGGUCCCUUUCCAGGGCAUCUGGUGGACGUGAGCGGCACCGGGACCCUGUCCCAGAAUUAUCAGUAUGAAGUUUACGUGGCAGAAAGCUCUGAGAGCCAGUUCAAGUUUCUUAAGCCGAUACUUCCCAACUUCCUGGGUGAAGGGACUGGUGGUAGGGACAGCGAGACAAAUUCCAACUCCAGGAAUCGUUUUGGGUUCAAUUAGGAAUCCAACAGACAACACGUCAUGAUACAUCAUAGAAUUCACUGAAUGAUCUAUAAGUUCCCAAUUCUCUCAUUUACAUAGACCCAAAUAUUCACACGUUAAUAACGGCUGUCAUAUUUGUAGCUAUUUCUAUCUGCUGGACUAUUUCCCAUUCCCUCUAGUUUUUCUUGUGAUUGUUGUCAACUAUCUUAGUUAUAGCUUGUUCACACAAUCGCAGAGCAGAGAAAUGGUGUUUCCUAGGGUGGUUGUUGUUUAGUCAGAUUUUGGAACUCACAGGUGUUUUCUUGUUCCCAAUAUUUGAACUCGUUCGUUGAUAUGUUAUGAUUAAGAGAAUGGUAUUUGAAACUUUCUGAUUGUCAUCAGCAUGACUCUAACUCUAUUGUAAAUGACAACAUUUAGUUUAGAAAACAAUUUUCAUUUAUGCAAAAAGUUUAGCAAUCCUGUAAAUUGUUGCAUUUCUAUUGUGUUUUCAAAAACACUACUUUCCUCAAAUGAAUCAAUAUUUUACCUAGAU